Molecule: messenger RNA, 1024 nt
Organism: Mesoplodon densirostris (Blainville's beaked whale)
Lineage: Eukaryota; Metazoa; Chordata; Mammalia; Artiodactyla; Ziphiidae
Gene: EIF1B
Product: eukaryotic translation initiation factor 1B
Exons: 4
Coding region: 256-597 (113 amino acids)
Biological process (GO): translational initiation
Cellular component (GO): eukaryotic 43S preinitiation complex
Molecular function (GO): ribosomal small subunit binding; translation initiation factor activity; RNA binding
Source: RefSeq, a predicted model, not a curated record
UUUUGUCGGAGAAGUCGCAGCGCCGCCUCUUCUCUCGCGUCCUCGCAUCCGUCGCUGCCGCCUCUUCCUCCGCCUCCUCCUUCGCCUCUUCCUGCCUCCUCCCGGCUUCCGCCGCCGACCCAGCCGCUUCCCAACCCCGGGGCGAAGCGUCUCCUUAUUUAUUUCCGUUUUCUCGCCACUACCGCCUCCUGACACGGUGAUCCGGGCGGGCCCCGCAGGAAUUUUAUCCCCUCGCCGGCCUCACACUAGUAUCGCAUGUCCACUAUCCAGAACCUCCAAUCUUUCGACCCCUUUGCUGAUGCAACUAAGGGUGACGACUUACUCCCGGCAGGGACUGAGGAUUACAUUCAUAUAAGAAUCCAGCAACGGAACGGCAGAAAGACACUGACUACUGUUCAGGGCAUUGCAGAUGAUUAUGACAAGAAGAAACUUGUGAAAGCUUUCAAAAAGAAAUUUGCCUGUAAUGGUACUGUGAUUGAACAUCCUGAAUACGGAGAGGUUAUUCAGCUUCAAGGUGACCAAAGAAAAAACAUUUGCCAGUUUCUCUUGGAGGUUGGCAUUGUCAAGGAGGAACAGCUUAAGGUUCAUGGAUUCUAAAAUGAACCUAAAUACGUGGAGAAUUUCUUGAAUAAUUUUGUUCUCUAAACCAAGUUUGGCUGCCUUGUGAAAUGAUUCUCUGCAGUAAACGGACUUUUCAUUUAUUUAAUCAUUCAAACUUCCAUUCACAUCUGCAUGAUUACAGAAAACAUGGGGUAUGUAGGCUAGUAACACAUAAGAAAAUUGCAGUAAGAUGGUAAUGAAACCCCGUAUUCAUCUUAACAUGUUUCCAAUGGAAAAUAUUUUGUUUUGAGUGUUUAUUUGUUUAUUGUUCAGUUUAUUACUUUUCACUUGAUUAAAUUUUUUUGUCGUAUUAAACCAUGUAUGUUGCAGCUGAACAAUAAAAAAAAAUGUAUGAAUCCUUUUGUGAGCAGUUAGGCUCCCAAAUCUAAGCAAGUAAUAUACACAUAUAGUUUGUCUUUCAUAA